UCACCGUCAGGUACGCGGAUUAAAGAUGGCGCCUUCUCAUGCGCUGAGGUGCUGUAAACGGGCUCUGAACUGGGUACCUGUUCUGUUUAUUAACAUGGUCGUCGCCUGGUCUUAUUACGCCUACGUGGUGGAACUGUGUGUGUAUACAAUCGGAAAUAAUGCGGAACGAAUCAGCUAUUUGGUCAUCUUUCACAUUUUCCUCGGCAUGUUCAUAUGGUCCUACUGGAAAACGAUCUGGUCCAAACCAGCCAGCCCUUCGACAGCAUUUUGCUUGCCACGGGCAGAGAAGGAACUGUACGAGAAGGAGCAGCGAGCCGAGGUGCAGCAAGAGAUCCUGAAGAAGGUGGCCAGGAAUCUACCCGUGUACACGCGCACGGCUGGAGGAGCCGUCAGGUACUGCGACUUCUGUCAGAUUAUCAAACCUGAUCGCUGCCAUCACUGCUCAACGUGCGAAAUGUGUGUGCUGAAAAUGGACCAUCACUGCCCCUGGGUGAAUAACUGCGUUGGGUUUUCAAACUACAAGUUCUUCAUUCUGUUCUUGGCCUACGCAACACUCUACUGUGUUGUCAUUUGUGCAACCGUUGUGCAAUAUUUCAUCAAAUUCUGGACAAAACAACUUGCCGACACGCACGCCAAAUUCCACAUCUUGUUUCUGUUCUUCGUGGCUGCCCUCUUCUUCAUUAGCAUCGUGUCUCUUUACAGCUACCACAUGUGGCUUGUGGGGAAGAACAGAACCACUAUAGAGGCUUUCAGAGCUCCUGUUUUUCCAAACGGUCCAGACAAAAGUGGCUUCUCGCUUGGCUUUAAACAAAACUUAGCCGAGGUGUUUGGAGACAAGGCAAAGUACUGGAUUUUCCCUGUUUUCUCAAGUCAGGGAGAUGGCCAUUCGUUUGUGACUAGACUUGUGCACAUAGAUCCUGAACAAGCAAACAGCGUCCUCCAGCAGAACGGAAAAAUCCCUUUGGAGGGAGAAACCAACAUUUGUAUGGUUGCUGAUGAGGCUCCUCACACAGAGGGCAACAGCAAAGCGAAAACCGAUGGAGGCCCGAUAGUUGCUGUGACAGUGGACAGUGAGCCUUAGAAGGUCUUGCACACCCCUCUGUAAAAUAUAUCAGCUGCAUUGCCUUAAACGAGGAGCACCGAUACCUCCAGGACCAUCCGUGGCACCAAAAUAAUACUGUUGUCAUGGCAACAAACUCUCCAAAGCGGCUUUGUAGACUGCAACAGUCUGAACUAAAGAGAUUAGGAAUUUUGUCUGUGUAUCUGCUAAAUACUUUACUUUUUUGAUUAUCUUAAACAAAUCUCUGAUGGCCAGUGCAUGUUUACACCUUCUAUCUGCACGUGGUUGCCAGUUCAUACAUUUUAUCAUCAGGUUGAUCCUCUCUCAGUAUUAACUAAACCUUUAAUCACUGAAGCUUCAAUUAGGUUCUGUUUGUAGAGCCACUAAAGCCCGGUUUUGUCGGAUAAGAUUUGAAUAAUAAGAGUCUAACACUAUCACUGUAUUUAACGUGUUAUACAUGUUCAACUCCACACAGGGCCCCAUAGUGAACUGUUCAAUGGCUUUAAAUUUAGUUUCUAGAAUGUUUGGAAAAAUGUAAAAACCUUUUUAUGUUUACAUUUUUCAUAUGUGUGUUCUUUUUUUUAAAUUAUUAUUUAUUUGAAGAAUCACUCCUACAAUAUUGGCCGAAAAUGUAAGGACCAAAGAAUGGAGCGUUUCAAAUAUUUCAGUAGCAUAACCUGUAGUGCUGCAGGGUGAUCAAAGAGAUGAUCCUUUUUCCAUUCCACUGUAUGUUUUCAUAUUUUUAUAGUGUAAGGUUUAUGUAUUUAUAAGUAAAAAAAAAAACCUAAGGCACAAUUUAAUUGGUGUCGGGUUAAACUCAGAAAGGUCAGGGACAUUUGUUUCAAAGUGCCCUUGAGCCAAAACCAUGACGGAUAGAUAAGGAAAUACACCUCGAGUGUGUCAUCGAUAAUAAUCCAGUGCUUUCUGCCGGCCCUUUUUUCAUGAGGACAUUCCUUUUAAUGGCAGCGAUGCACAGCUCCUUAUAGGGUUGAUUGAUAAACUAUUUGUAGAAUGGUAUCUGAUGUAAAUUUACUGAUUGUUAUUUAUAGCUAACUUCACUGACUGAAUGUUUAAAAAGCACAAUUUGUUUGCUUCAGCUGCUAAUUUUACAUUUGUAAAUAACAGCAUUUUUUAUUGCACAAACUGUUGAUGCAGCAAUAUUGUCAUUGAUCUGUAACAAUAAAGCUUAUUUGAGCAAAUA
This is a messenger RNA of Fundulus heteroclitus (mummichog), 2261 nucleotides long. It is a transcript of the gene zdhhc20a, whose product is annotated as zinc finger DHHC-type palmitoyltransferase 20a. Gene Ontology annotation, molecular function: protein-cysteine S-palmitoyltransferase activity. NCBI's taxonomy places the organism in Eukaryota, Metazoa, Chordata, Actinopteri, Cyprinodontiformes, Fundulidae. The transcript is spliced from 13 exons. Gene Ontology annotation, biological process: peptidyl-L-cysteine S-palmitoylation; protein targeting to membrane; synaptic vesicle maturation. Gene Ontology annotation, cellular component: Golgi apparatus; endoplasmic reticulum. The record is from RefSeq and is a predicted model, not a curated record. Bases 26 to 1081 code for a protein of 351 amino acids.